CUUGGAGACGAAAAAUCGGAAUUUUCAAGAUGGCUUCGAGGUAAAAUGGAAAGCGACGCCGAAAAUGCAAAAGAAAUAGAAACUUAUUCCUUUUUGCUUGGUUCUGCAAUUAGAAAUGAAGACACGAACCAGUUUUUGAGCAUUUAUGACUCUAUUUUACCGUCUGGCUUGUCUGAGAAACAGGUUGAUACCAUCAAGCAAAAGGCUCGUGCUAUAGCAGAUCUUACAGAGGACGAUUUCACAGGUCUGGUGAGCAAGGCAAGAGAUUUUAGUCUGGCUCAGGACAGAGACAAGAUGUCCCACAGGGACCAAAGUUCUACACACUUCACAAAUAGACAUGCAAUUUACCAGGAUGAUGAUUCUGAUGAACAUUGCCAUACAUCUGAAUCUUCAUAUUUUCGUGUUACAAAUAAAGACGUCAUUAUUGACAUCCCAUCCUUUCCAGAUGAGGAGAAGCGAACUGAUAAUGACUCAGGGAUCUAUAAUUCUAGUAAGGCAACAACAAGUCUGUGUAGUAACUCAGAUCAGGAAGAGAGUGAAGGGGAGGAAAGGGCAGCCAGUUUCGAUUACUUCCCCCCUAAAGUGACACCAAUGUAUCAUAAUGAAUAUGAUGAGGCAUAUGAUGUUGAGUCAGAUAAAGCAUCACAAAAUGACAUUGAGUCCCCGCGCAGUGAUAAAUCUGGAACUAAGGAGAGCGAUCAAGACUUUUAUCAGGGUACAGAAAUGGAAACUUUUCGUACCUACAGUCGCGGACAGGAUGAUUUUGAAACCAGUGAAGACAGUGACGAUGAGGUGAAGUUUGCUCCUCAUCGCACAUUAUACAAUGAAAGAAGGAGUCGUAAUUAUUACACUCCUAUGACUCAGGAGAGCACAGAGGAAUAUGGUGAAAUGUCAUCGUCAACCUUUUCUUUUGACAAUAGUCGUAAGGCACUUAAAGACAACUCUGCUUCCUCUUUGAGAAGGGUAGACGAUUAUAUUCACUUCCCAUUAAGUAGUCCAACUCCCAGUCGCUACAGUAACUUUACUAGAUAUGAUAAAAGUAAUAGCACUGGGGUACAUGUAGAAAAAUCUGUGUAUUCUCGUCAUCAUGAUGAUAUGUUUAGUGGUGAUAAGGACCCUCCAUUUGGUCAUGGAAAAGACCAAGUUGACAAAGUGGGUAAAUCAAUCUGUUCUUUGCUAACAAACAGUUGCUCCUCAGUUGAUGACAUGCCUGAAGGAAGACCUAUAGCACAAAGUCUAGAUUUGGCUGAUGAUGGGAGGAGAAAGAAAAAGAAAAAGAGAGGAUCAAAGGAUGAUCUUGAUGACAAAACCAGGAGAAACUCAGAUUACGAUGAGAACGGCAACCCAAUAGAUCGCUACUAUCAGAUGCGAGGCUCUCCAAAACUUGGUUCUACAAGUUCAGUUAUUCGUAAAAACUAUCCUGGAGCUAACAGUUUUCCUCAGAGCCUGAGAGACUUCAAUCCAUAUACGUUAGGAGGUACACCCUUAAGUGAAUUAGAUUCUUCACCAUUUCAUCAAAGUCACGAUUUAAAUCGUACAGAAAAGAAAGUUCGUAAAAAAAUUAAAAAAGAAAAAGUCAGUUUGUCUGAAGAGGUUGAAAAUUAUGUAGGGAAUAAAGAAAUUGACGAACUAUUAGAUUUCAUUGAUGGUGACAAAAAUGGGCGUAAGCCAAAGAAAAACAGUCAAACCAUUACAAAUGAAGUGGCAGUGGUUUCUAAAUCUACCGAGAAAAACAACAAGAAAAACAAGGACAAAAAAUUAAAUAAACCACUUAAUGAAGAAAAAUGUGAAGUGAAAGAAACAAGAGAGGAAAAAAGUGAAGCUAAAAUAAUCGAUGAAACCACCCCACUUAUUAAUUCUAAUAAAACAGAUCAUAUAGAUUACAAAACUCAAAGUGUUCAAAAUCAUAAUAAUGAUAAAAAGUGUGUUAUUAACGAAUCACAUUUAAACGUUAUAAAUAGAAUGGGAAAUACCACUGCUAAAAACUCAUCUGAUGAGAAUACUGAUUCACAGGAACGAAUUGAAACAAUAAUUACAAAUGAGAUAGACAUAAAACAAUCGGUGAGUUUACCAGAUGAAGAAAUUUCAAUGGAAGCCAAAGUAGAACAGAAGGCUAACAGUGUUCCAUCAGAAAGUGUAGAAAAAACAAUUAAAAAAGACAAAAAAUCAACAAUCAAAUCUGUUGAAAAACAAAAUCAGUCUAAUAAACCUAAAGGAAAGGGAGUUAACUCCAAGAUAGAGAAUUGUAUUGUGAAUGGUUUUGAUGCAGAUGAUUCAGUAGAAAACAUUUCUACAAAACCCAAAUCACAAACGAACAAUAUCAAACACAGAAUAAUGGAGAAAAGUGCUAAUAAAGAAACCUAUCAAACUGAAAAUGGGUUAAAUGGCAUGGUAGUUAACAAUAACAAAGACAAAACUUCAUUGUUUCUUAAUGAGCUAGAUUUGGUGCAGAAUGAAGACUAUCGUUUCACAGACUUUGAACCAUUGAGAAAGGAGCCUGAAUUUCAAGUUGUUGGUGGCAAAAAGAAAAAGAAGGUUCCCACAACAAAGGAAAUAGUAAGUGCUAAGGAAACUUUAGUUCCUCCUAAACCUUUUAAAAGGGAAGAAAGACGCAAGGCUCCCCGUUCAGUGACACCUCCUCCUUUAAACAAACUUUCAUCAAACAUUGAAGGAGAAAGAACACGAGACCUUAGUCCAUCAGCAUUUCCUGCCCUUGGCAGCUCUAAUCAACCAGGUUUCCGUGAUGCUAGGAGGAACUCUACUGGUGAUGUUCGAAUGGAAGUUCAAAGUAUUAUAAAAGCUCAAGAUGACAGUGAUAUUGAAUCAGUGAAAUCCCUCCCUGCUUCUUCACAAGGAGCUUGGCUACAAAAUAGUCUAUCCCCACGUCUCCCGGUUUCCUAUGCAAAAAUGGCCGCUUCUCCAAAACCUAGUGUUACUUCCUUGGGAAGCUCUACAGCAGAUGAUGAACCUGAAGAAACAAGCAUGGACUUGAAAGCAGCCAAUUGGAAAGGACAAAUUAAGGAGAGGCGGCAUUCCAUUGGUUCUCAUCCAGAAAACGUAAAAGAAAUUGAAAGUUCUUCCAUCAAACAAAAAUAUGGAAGUCAAGAAGUUUUAAAUGUUUGUGAUCAGGAAGUUGUAUUAGUGGAUGGUGACUUUAGUGAUCAGGAUGUUGUAUUAGUGGAUACUGACUUUCCCAAAGUUGGAUUUGAUAUCAAAGUUGUUAGCUCUACAAAUUCCAUUAAAACUGAAGAAAGUAAUACUAGUCUAUGUAGUAAUGUGUCAUUUGGCGAUGUUAUUCCAAAUGAUACAAAUAUCAUUGAUAGUCAAAUGACCGUAUCAUAUAGUAAAAAAUAUGAGUCUGAAACUGCCAAGCAGAUAAAUGAAGAUUUAGAGUGUUCUCUUGAAAAUGACAAGUCCAGCAGUGAAUCAUCAUACAAAGUGUCAAACCCUAAAAAGAUUUGUGAAACAAAUAAUGCUGAGAAAGUGAAGUCUGUAAAACAAACAGUUAAUAAUUCUAAAAGAGUAAAACAGUCUGUAAUAUUCAUGGAUAAAAGAGUCAGUCAGGCCCCUCGUAACUUGGGCAUAUCAUUUUUCUUUGACUCUGCAAACGAGUCUAAUGUUGCCGAUAAUAAUUCCGAAAACAUACAAAAGUGCUCAUCUUCUAGCUUACAAAGUAAUUCAAGUAAUAUUCCAAAAACUGAUUCCAAAAAUCUUAGGAAAAAUUCUUCAGAAAAUUCUGUGAUAGACAAAUUAUCUAUUUCAAAUAGUAAUAAAGAAUUUGGGACAGACUCCUCACAAAAAAGCCAUCCUCUAGCUGGCAAAAAUGGUGUUAUUGAACACAUCAUAAACCCUAAUGUUCAAAACAAACAUCUUUCUCAUAAAGACAAUACUAUCAUGUUCAUUGGCGAGCCUAACCAGGUCAUAGAAGCUGCCCAGAUCUCAAGUGACUCAAAAUUAUCAAAUUCCAAGGAACAAUCGAACGUUAGUCAAUCUGAUAAUGUAGUUCUUAUUACAAUUGGAGAUAGAAUAGACUUAGAAGUGAAUUCAUUGCCAAAAGAUGAUAAGUGUAAACAGCAGCUUUUCUUCCGUCAGGAUUCGGGAGACAACAAUUCUAAUCAAAGAUUCAAUUUCCCAGAAGCUGUUAGUUAUCUUAAUAAAGAAUGGGAAAGAGCAUUAGAUGGAAGUAAAAAAUACCCAAAUGAAGUACUAGUAUACAAGGCUUGAAGACCACAGAUUAACCUCAUGAACUUCUGUUGUGUGCAUUAGUACUGCUGGCUAGUGAAAUCAUUGCUUUUUCUCUGGGAAUCGAUACAUAUUUACAUCAUUGACAUUGUUAGUUUUUACAAUGUCGUAAACAGUCAAUUAGAUUUUUCAAUGACAUAAGCAGUUAACUGCAUAAAUUUGUGAUUUUGUUUCUUGUUAUAGUUUAUAACAUGAGAAACUGUAUUUAUUGUUAAAAGUUGUUUUGAAGAAGGGGUAUAUAUUUUCUGGUAAAGACAUGCAUGUUAAGAAUAUGUUCAAUUUUCUUUUCACUUAUCCUUUGCUUUUUUUUUUUUAUCUUUUUUUCUUUUCUACUUUUAAGUCACUGCAUCUUUUUUUCUCUUUGAAAUUAUCGCCCUGUAUAAAUGAGAAAAUCUUUAAAAAAAAACUAAGGCUCAGUAUUAUUUUGUCUUUUAUUUUAUUACUUGUUCAUCAAAAUCACGAUAUAUAUAAUUCAAGUGCCUGUUGUUAUCUUCUUGAGGAAAAACGGUCUUUACCAGAAAAAACUUACAGUUGAAUGUUUCAAUAUGGACCUAUAAGAGAAAUUUAUGUUGCAAUUGCUUAAAUGAAUAUUUUUCUCUUACUUAGAUUGAAUUGUUAACUCUUAUAAUCAGGAUGAAAUUUUAGAUUUUGCAACUUUUGAUAAGCUUUUAUAAUGAAAACGAAGGGAUAUGGUGUCUUUAUUUGUGACCAAAAAUCCCUUCAUGCACCUGUCCUUUUCUUGCUGUUCUUCAUCUCAAAGUUAUAUGUUUUUAUUUUCCCCAAAUUAAAAAAAAACUUGUUACUAUAAUUAUGUUAAGUUUAGUCAGAGGUGCAUUAAAAAAAAGUUUCACAUUCUGCUUUUUUUGAAAUCAAGGAAAUUGUACUUUUGAAUUUCGAUUUAUUUCUAAAUAUUUCAUACAUAUGAAAGCCUUAAGUUAUGAAAUCAUCAAUUUGUAUUUUCAGUAAAUUAUUUAUAGAUGCAAAUGAUGGUUUCAGUUUCAUUUAAAAGAAAAUUUCAGGGUAUGUAACCAUGGUUACAGACAAACACAAUUCAAGAAAAGUUGAACAUGAUUCAUCAUUUUCUUGGAUUUGAAUUUUGUUUUUUUGAAUAAUCGUGAAUUAAAUGAUCUUAAAAAAAUUAACAGUUUAGUCUGUUUUUACUUAUAUUUGAAAGACCAAAAUUUAACAUAAAAUGAAUUAUAUGUUCAAAUUUCAAGGUAUCAUGUGACUAAAGAUAUAGUGUGACUAACUUAUUAAGGUCCAUAAUGAAAAAGAAGAUAAGAUUUGUCCAUUGUUCAGAGACAGAUGUGUUACUUACAGAUUAUAGUGAACUGUAUUGUAGUUGCCAAAUGUGAACUUUAAGGUUUUGAUUAUUUUUUUGAAGAAAAUGCAAUUUAUAUGUUCAUACUUUCGAGGAAAAAAGGGAUUUUUAUUUAUUUUUUAUUUUUUUUGUCUGAAUUCAAGUGUAAAAAUAGCAUUUUCUGUCAAACAAUGUGUUUCAACAUUACUAUAUUUUAAUUGUACUUUUUUGUUUCCAUUUUUUUGUUUUGCUUUGAAAAAUUUAUAUGUUGAAAAUAUUGACAUUUGUAUUUGAAAUGUUACAAUUCCAAAUGUGUGGGCUAAAUAUACUUCUAUAAAUGUACUUUUUAGCACAAAUGAAAAUAAAAAAUUAUUUAAAAUGUUGAUAUCAAGAUUGUGCCAUGUGGACAUUUUGUUUGCAUUUUGAAAUAAAGGAGUUUCCUCCCUUUAAAAGCAAGGUAUUAUUGCUGUUAUCAAAUAAGAUAAGGAAAAAUGUCUUCAAAAGUUGUUUAUUAGAGGGAAGUGAUGUUAAAAUAUGGUCACAUAAAUUUUGACUCUAAUAAUUAGCAACAAAUCUGACAUUUUUCUUUUGAAUAAAAAAGAUAAGAGUUAAAUGUAGCUUAAAAUAAUUUACACAACUUAAAUAAAAUGCAUUUCCAUACACAGAAGUAUUUAGUUACCAAGUGGUGUCUUAAUUUAUGUUUAUGGUUAAUCAUUGUAGAAAGUUUUAUUUAAAUAGAAAAAAUACUUUUAUAUAAUUGUAGUUUGAAUAUGUAAUUCAUCCCAUCAAAGAGUAUGAACAUUUAACAGUGUAUUUGUGAUUCUAGUUAAAAAAAGUACUACAUUCUCAACACAUUCUGUUGAUUCUUGUAAUGAAAUGAUAACUAAAUAAAUUACAGAUGAUAAGAAUAAGAAAGAUAUUUCAAAGUACUAUAUUUUUUUCAGCUGUAGAUCAUUUUUGUAUCGAACAACAAAACUAAUGGAAACAAGAGGUCCACAUGUGUCUUUGAUAACAACAACAAAAAAGUGUAUAAGAAGGCAGAGGUUUAUUGUCCUAGAUUUGUUUCAGCUACAUAUGUAUGAAUGGAAACAUGUGUUACAAAUGUAUAUAUAUAUUACAUGAGUUUAUGUUUUGUUAUGUUAAAUGUCAUAUUUUUUUGGCGAUUGUUCUGUUUGUCUUGCAUAUGUAUUGUUUUUCAUAUCAUCAAAAACAGAAACAUAUAGUCUGUUACAGUAAUUCCUAUAUUCUUGUAUGCUAAAUGCUCUUUUUCUGCAACACUUUUCUUUGAAAAAAUUGAGAUAUAUUCUUAUUCACUUAACUAGAAGAAAUAAUUUAAAGUCAGAGUUUUUUUUGGACAAGAAUUUUGGUUUUUGCAAAUAAUGUUACUAGGAAAAUCACUUUUAAGUCAUGAACAAUUUAGAAUAACUAAUAAUCAUUUAUAAGUUGUAAAAUAGCUCUUUAGAAAAGAGGUAUAGCUGUUUUGUUAGAGCCAAGAUCAUAGAAAAGUCUAGAGUCAAUUUCCUAUGUAAAAAUGAUUGUCCACAGGUCCCUUUUGGUACUGUUGUUAGAAUCUAUUACCCUUUGUAGUCAUAUUUUACAUGGAAUUAAGAAAUAAUAAGUAUGAAAUAUUUUUGAUUUAAUAGUUUGUUUAUCUAGAUCUUUUAAUAGGGACCCACAUAACUUACAAAUCUGAUAACAAAUAAUAUUGUAGACAUUUGACACCUUUUAAUGAUAUAUAACAGUUAUAGGGGUCACAAGCCUAUUAUUUGCAUAUUAAUCACUCAAGUUUAAAUGACAUAUGAAAAACUAUGAUUUUCAAUGUGAUGCAAGCUUAAGUUUUUUGCAGUUAUGGGAAUUAACCUUGUGAUGCUUUCUAAUUAUAAAUAAUUUAUAACUCGGUUUGAUAGUUAUGUAAGCACUAACUGACUCAAGAGUCUUUUACUGUCUUCAAACAAUUAUCUUCAUUUUCAGUUCAGAGAUCUGUAUACAUUUUGCUUAUUUUUUCAUGAAAUAUAAUAAAUGUUGAUGAAAUAUUAUUAAUAAAAAGAUCAAACUCAUUUUUUUAAAGCAUUUUGGGGAAGUUCAAAAAUGAGAAUUAUACAUUACAUGUAACUAAAUGCUGUAAGACUUUUUCUCUGUUAAAAAAUGUGUAAGUGUCCUUUCCUCUAUCAUUGUGUAUUCCUUGCCAAAACAUUUUUUACCAAUCUUUUACUGUAAAUACAUAGUUGCAAUUCUGGUGUCACAAAUUAUUUACUACCAGAGGUAAUUUUCUAACUGAAAUUAUGCAUAUUGUCGAAUAAAUUAUCUAUAGCAAGAUCUUCAAUCAGAAAUUAUUGCAAUGUUUUUCAGUUUUCUCUCUUCUCUUGUAUAUGCCUUAAUAAUGAAGAAUGUAUUAAAUUAAACAUAGAAUGGCAAAUGUAUUUUACAGCUGAUUAACAUUAUGGUUUAAUGUAAAUAGCAUUUUGUCUGAUACUUGCAAGUGCCUAAAAUUUAGUUUUGUCAGCAAAAGAAGCAUUUUUUUAGUUUUGUCAGUUAUAGGUAGUAAUGUAUUGUUAAAAAUUAAUUUCAUAAAUAAAAUAUUUAUAGUUUUGUUUAAAACUUUAAAAUUAUGAAAUAUAAGAGGGGGAUGGAGGAUAAAUGCAUAACAAUGUUACAUAUUUCAGUUAACAUAUUGUUAUUGGCUGGUAUUAUAAUUAAAAGUAUGUGCCAUCAAUGUAACUCUGUGCUUCUGUUCUCGGUUGCUCAUUCCUAAUCAUAGCAAAGUAAACCAGUCCUGAAAUAAUAUAAGUGUCAAAAAUGUUAUAUCCUGUUAAGAUGAUUAUUUUUUUCUUAUAUCCUGUACUGUCUCAAAAUUCUAAAAUACCACUGCAGUGUAUCCAAGAUAUGAAUCAUAUUUAUGAUUUUAACUUUUAUUGGUCUUUUAUUGAGAUUGUUGCUUUGAAAAUGUUACAGUUGCAGCUAAAAAAAUAUCUUGAACCAGGGUUAAGUGACUUCCUAUAUAUAUAUAUUUUUAUACAUUUUCAGUUUAAAGGUUACUUUUGAAAAGGGGAAGUUUAUCCAUCUGAAAUAGAUUUAUGUCUGUUUUAAGGAGAUAAAUCCUAAUAUUUUGUUAUUGCAGUAGUAUUUUACAAACUGGAGACAUACAGAGUUGUGAUUGUAUUCUUUCUGUUUACCUGUGUAUUACAAUAUUUGUUUACCUGUGUAUUACGAUAUUUGUUUACCUGUGUAUUACAAGUUGUUGGGAUUAAGUUAUGUAGCUGAAACAAAAUUGGAUAUAAAUAUAUUUAAACUCUAAUAAAUAUUGCUUCACAAAA
This is a messenger RNA of Mytilus californianus (California mussel), 8856 nucleotides long. RefSeq lists its product as uncharacterized. The transcript is spliced from 5 exons. The record is from RefSeq and is a predicted model, not a curated record. NCBI's taxonomy places the organism in Eukaryota, Metazoa, Mollusca, Bivalvia, Mytilida, Mytilidae. The coding region runs from base 46 to 4224 and encodes 1392 amino acids.